Ostrea edulis (European flat oyster) is the source of this 678-nucleotide messenger RNA. RefSeq lists its product as uncharacterized. Gene Ontology annotation, biological process: regulation of transcription by RNA polymerase II. Gene Ontology annotation, molecular function: protein dimerization activity; DNA-binding transcription factor activity, RNA polymerase II-specific; RNA polymerase II cis-regulatory region sequence-specific DNA binding. The record is from RefSeq and is a predicted model, not a curated record. Lineage: Eukaryota; Metazoa; Mollusca; Bivalvia; Ostreida; Ostreidae. The transcript is spliced from 5 exons. Bases 1 to 678 code for a protein of 225 amino acids. Gene Ontology annotation, cellular component: nucleus.
AUGUCGAUAUCCGAUGCCAACAAACAACUGCAUGUUAUACGUGAUCAACUGAGACAAAUGGAACACCAGUACAGAGAUGGAAAUAAAUCCAACACCAUUCUUUCCAUGGAAGUGGGAAAAAUAGAUGAGGCAAGGAUGUUUGAAGAGCAGGAAACCGUCAGUACCUUGGAUCACAACUCACAUAGCACAGGAGACCUUGGCGCAUUAAUCGAGGAAUCAAAUAUUACUUUUUCAAAUGGAUUUGAGCAAAGAGAAUCCGGAUUCUCAACACCGAUAGAAUUCGAAAAUCACGAACAAGAAUCUCAUGACCCGUCCGUAUGUGGAGAAUUCCACCAAGCUAUCAUAAACAUGGAGGACCUCAAUGACGUAGAUAUCUUAUUAGAAGACGUCAUCAGUUCUGUACAAAUAGAUUCAAUGAGUGAUGAAGAUCUUCACAUUCUCAAGCAAUAUGUUUCCUGCCCGAUGAAUGAAGAAUCUGAGCAAGAAACUUUGUAUCAGCCUUCGGGAAAGCAAUAUUCUGCUACGAAAGCAUUAGAGUCUGAAGAUGAGGUGGAUCUAAGAUGCAAAGAUAGAAUAAGAAAAGACAAUCACAAUAUCAUUGAACGACGACGGAGAUACAACAUCAAUGACAGGAUACAGGAAAUAUCUUCUCUACUACCACCAUCUACUCCUCCGUAA